Sorex fumeus (smoky shrew) is the source of this 2064-nucleotide messenger RNA. RefSeq names its product HIC ZBTB transcriptional repressor 2 (gene HIC2). Gene Ontology annotation, cellular component: nucleus. Bases 171 to 2021 code for a protein of 616 amino acids. NCBI's taxonomy places the organism in Eukaryota, Metazoa, Chordata, Mammalia, Eulipotyphla, Soricidae. The transcript is spliced from 3 exons. Gene Ontology annotation, molecular function: RNA polymerase II cis-regulatory region sequence-specific DNA binding; DNA-binding transcription factor activity, RNA polymerase II-specific; protein binding. Gene Ontology annotation, biological process: regulation of transcription by RNA polymerase II. The record is from RefSeq and is a predicted model, not a curated record.
CGGGGCGGGCUCGAGGGCGUCGCGGGCCGGGCGCCGAGGACGAGCGGCCGCGGCCGGGGCCGGGCGGCAGGCGGAGCGCCGCCGCCGAUGCACACGAGGUGACCAGGCAUUGAUGCACCCCCAGGGAGGCCACGAACUCCAGGAGGCCGCCCCGGCUAGCUGCUGCUCACAUGGUUUCUGGGCCCCUGGCACUCCGGUGGUGCGCGUGGGCAGGGCGCGGGGACAUGGGGCCCGACAUGGAGCUGCCCAGCCACUCGAAGCAGCUCCUGCUACAGCUGAACCAGCAGAGGACGAAGGGGUUCCUGUGCGACGUCAUCAUCAUGGUGGAGAACUCCAUCUUCCGGGCCCACAAGAACGUCCUGGCUGCCAGCAGCAUUUACUUCAAGUCCCUGGUGCUUCAUGACAACCUCAUCAAUCUGGACACCGACAUGGUCAGCUCCACAGUGUUCCAGCAGAUCCUGGACUUCAUCUACACGGGCAAGCUGCUGCCCAGUGACCAGCCUGCCGAGCCCAACUUCAGCACUCUCCUCACUGCCGCCAGCUACCUCCAGCUGCCCGAGUUGGCAGCCCUCUGCCGCCGCAAACUCAAGCGGGCUGGCAAACCCUUUGGUUCUGGACGAGUGGGGGCUGCUGGUAUGGGGCGGCCUCCUCGUAGCCAGCGGCUCUCCACAGCCUCUGUUAUCCAGGCUCGCUACCCGGGGGUGGCGGAUGGGCGCAAGGGGGCCCAUACUCCCCAGGAGCUGUCCCAGGCCAAAGGCUCCGACGACGAGCUCUUCCUGGGCAGCUCUAACCACGAGAGCGUGCACGGCCUGGGCCGGGCUGUGUGUCCGGCCGGAGGGGAAGCUGGCCUGGGCAGCUGCAGUACCAACGGGAGCAGUGGUGGAUGUGAGCAGGAACUGGGCCUGGACUUGUCCAAGAAGAGCCCCCCGCUGCCCCCUGCCACCCCUGGCCCCCCACUCACGCCCGAAGACCCAGCCCAGCUGAGCGACAGUCAGCAGGGUUCGCCCCUGUCGGUCUCUGCCCCGCCUGUUGCCAAUAGUGCCUCUUAUCCCGAGCUGGGAGGCGCCCCCCCGGAGCCCAUGGAUCUGGAGGGGGCUGAGGACAACCACCUGAGCCUGCUGGAGAGUUCUGGAGGGCCGCCUCGGAAGAGCCUGCGCCACUCGGCCCGCAAGAAGGAGUGGAGCAAGAAGGAGUCCGUGGCGGGCUCCCCCUUCGAGCUGCGGGAAGGGGGACCCAAGGGCCCCUGCCCCGGGGAGGAAGGCGACGGGCUCGGAGACAGAGUCCCCAACGGCAUCCUGAGCAGCGGCGUCGGAGGGGCGGGUCCCAGCGGGCCCUACGGGGAGCCCCCCUACUCCUGCAAGGAAGAGGAGGAGAACGGCAAGGACGGGAGCGAGGAUAGUGGGCAGAGUGGGAGCGAGGGCGGCAGUGGCCAUGUCGGGGCCCACUACAUGUACCGGCAGGAAGGCUACGAGACCGUCACGUACGGGGACAACCUGUACGUGUGCAUCCCCUGCGCCAAAGGCUUCCCCAGCUCGGAGCAGCUCAACGCGCACGUGGAGACCCACACGGAGGAGGAGCUGUUCCUCAAGGAGGAGGGGGCCUACGAGACGGGCAGCGGCGGCGCGGACGAGGAGGCCGAGGAUCUGUCGGCGCCCAGCGCGGCCUACGCGGCCGAGCCCCGGCCCUUCAAGUGCUCGGUGUGCGAGAAGACCUACAAGGACCCGGCCACGCUGCGGCAGCACGAGAAGACGCACUGGCUCACGCGGCCCUUCCCCUGCAACAUCUGCGGCAAGAUGUUCACGCAGCGCGGCACCAUGACGCGCCACAUGCGCAGCCACCUGGGCCUGAAGCCCUUCGCCUGCGACGAGUGCGGCAUGCGCUUCACCCGCCAGUACCGCCUCACCGAGCACAUGCGCGUGCACUCCGGGGAGAAGCCCUACGAGUGCCAGCUCUGCGGGGGCAAGUUCACGCAGCAGCGCAACCUCAUCAGCCACCUGCGCAUGCACACCUCCCCCUCCUAGAAGCCAAAGACCCCGCUCCCGGCCCGGGCGCCUGGCAGACUCG